CUUUCUCUCUCUCUCUCUCUCUCUCUCUCUAUAUAUAUAUAUAUAUCUCUCGUCUCCGGCGACCCUUUUUUACUCUGGUCAAUUACCCGCCGGAAAUCGUAAAUUCUUGAUUGUACUCACAGCUUCCUUGAUUGUACCUUCUCUCACCGAUCUUGUACUUUAUAUUAGUCAUCAUGAAUCCAGAAUACGACUAUCUUUUCAAGCUUUUGCUUAUUGGAGAUUCGGGUGUUGGCAAAUCAUGUCUCCUUUUGAGAUUUGCUGAUGAUUCAUAUCUUGAGAGUUACAUUAGCACCAUUGGUGUGGACUUUAAAAUCCGCACAGUUGAACAGGAUGGGAAAACCAUUAAACUUCAAAUUUGGGAUACUGCUGGUCAAGAACGUUUUCGGACAAUUACCAGCAGUUACUAUCGCGGUGCACACGGCAUAAUUGUGGUUUAUGAUGUAACCGACCAAGAGAGCUUCAACAAUGUCAAGCAAUGGUUGAGUGAAAUAGAUCGAUAUGCAAGUGAUAAUGUGAACAAACUUCUUGUUGGAAACAAGUGCGAUCUCACAGCACAGAAGGUAGUUUCCACAGAGACAGCUCAGGCUUUUGCUGAUGAGAUUGGCAUUCCUUUCAUGGAAACAAGUGCAAAAAGUGCCACUAAUGUAGAACAGGCUUUCAUGGCUAUGGCUGCUUCAAUCAAGAACAGAAUGGCAAGCCAACCGGCAUCAAACAAUGCACGACCCCCAACUGUGCAGAUCCGUGGACAACCCGUCAACCAGAAGAGCGGUUGCUGUUCAUCUUGAAAGGAUGAAGCUCUGUUGCCUUGAUGAUGAUUCUGAUGUGGCAUGUAAAAUUAGUUUCUCUUACUGGCUUGAUAGGAAGACUGUUCACUGUUGUCACUUUUCACUUUCUUUCACACAUGUAAAACACUCAAUUCUUUGCAAUGUAUUUGGAUAACCGAUUUGUAGAAAAUCUAGGAAUAUUGGUGAAUACUAGCAUUUGCUUUCUAUUCUUUGGACGUUCAUCAAAAUGAUUUGAUCUGCAAUGUGGAAGUUCAGCUAUUAGAGCGUUACUAUGCU
Lycium ferocissimum is the source of this 1061-nucleotide messenger RNA. RefSeq names its product GTP-binding protein YPTM2. NCBI's taxonomy places the organism in Eukaryota, Viridiplantae, Streptophyta, Magnoliopsida, Solanales, Solanaceae. Gene Ontology annotation, molecular function: GTP binding; GTPase activity. The record is from RefSeq and is a predicted model, not a curated record. The transcript has 8 exons. Bases 174 to 785 code for a protein of 203 amino acids.